CACGCACGCGCGCUGCCUCCUCGCUAAACCCCACAGCUCAUAUGCGCGCGUGUUAUAAGGACUCGGUCCGCUGUCAGUGGUUCGUGUCUCCCCGUGAUGCGGCGCUUGACGCGUGAUGUAAUUUCUCCACACGCAUAAAUAUAGUUUGUCGGGGCUGAAAAAAGCACGGCAUGGCCGAGUUUUGGUGCUGAGCUGUGGUCAAGUCACUCCGGACCUGCAAACUUGGACUCGAGUGUGAUUUCAGGGCGCUCGCGCUACCACAUCGAGCGCGACUUCAUGUCGCUCAACAGCGCGAGCCGCGGCUUCGCCUGUGAGUAAGCGCUUUUGCUCUGUGGAAUCUUUUCUGGGGGGCGGCGAGGGGGGACAGUGGACACCAAAAUAGACAAAGAGCGUAUUUUUAGCGUAUUUGAACUCCUGCAGACAGUGACGCGUGCCUCCGUGUUGGUCAGGAGGAUGAGUGCUCAUUCGGCCCUCUUGCCGUUACUGGUGUUGGGACUCGUGGCGAGCUCGGUGCGCUGCGCUCCUCUGCCCGUGGAUCGACGCUGGGAGACUCUUUACUCGCGCUCUUUGGCCCGGAUUCCCGGGGAGAAGCGAGAAGUCAACCGGGACAGUGACUAUCUCACGGGCAUUAAGAGACUGCGGCGCCUCUACUGCAACGUGGGCAUUGGGUUUCAUCUCCAAGUAUUACCCGACGGUAGGAUUACUGGGGUGCACAACGAAAACCGUUACAGUCUUCUUGAGAUAUCUCCGGUCGAGCGCGGAGUCGUGACACUGUACGGCGUCCGGAGCGAGCUAUUCGUGGCCAUGAACAGCAAGGGGAAGCUCUACGGAUCUGCGCAGUACACCGACGAGUGCAAAUUUAGAGAGACGCUCCUGGCAAACAACUACAACGCGUACGAGUCUGUGGCAUACCCGGGCAUGUACAUCGGACUGAGCAGGACAGGCAAAACAAAAAAAGGAAACCGAGUGUCAACAGCAAUGACGGUGACACAUUUCUUGCCGAGAAUCUAAACGAACACGGGAAGAAGGCACGAGACAUGCAGCCAGUGCGGGGGGGAAACCCGGACGAUGCACUUUCUCCAAAUCUUACACACGAGGUCAAGUGUAUCGCAUUAUUACUCUCUUCUUCAUCAUCAUCAUCAUCAUCAUCAUCAACAUCAACAUCAACAUCAUCAUCAUCAUCUUCAUCAUCAUCAUUAUUAUUAUCAUGUAUAUUAGCUUAUUUAUAAUCGUUCGUUUUAUAUUUCCUUUUAAACAGCCUCUUUCUACGUGUGGAAAAAAACACUUUUAAUUUAUUUGUUUAUUUAUCCUUUCUGCUGCUACCGAGUGUUUAAUACCUGAAAUUCCUACAAUUAACUACAAUAUGGAUUUUUGCACUGUUUUUGUUUUGUUUUGUUUUGUUUGUUUGUUUCUUUCUUUAAGGUUAAAAAGAGGAGUGAUGGAUGCUCUAUCCCUCGAAAAGAAAGUGUACUACAUCUUAGGCUACGUCUAAAACCGCAUAUAACCACAGCAAACCACACCUACUGCGCAUGCGUGAAAGCUGACGCAUGCAAGCUACUAUUUUGACCUACUGUUUAGUAUGCGUUUUGGACAUAGCCUUAUGGUGGAGUGCAUGUCAUGUCGAAAAAUGAGCAGAACUCGUCAAUAUGACUUGGACAUAUUUAUUCUUAUAAUUACUAUUGGCUAUGAGUUGUGUUGCUGCAGCUAGAUGUAGUCUAAUUAGUGAUUUUUUUCAGCAGUUAAGACUUGGGAAUAUAAAGCAAAUCAUUGUGGGAAAACCUUACACCAUCUACUGUCUCAGAAAUAAAUGUAACAAACUGUAUUAUUCUUGUCACAUUUGUACCUUUAGUAUGUAUCUUUUACUUGGGAAGGUGCAUGUGCUGUACCUUUAAUUGAUCUUUAGAGUAAAAGGACAUCAUUCCUUAAGGUCCAAUUAUGUACCUUAUAAUAUGCUUAAAGGUAUAAUAAUACAUAUUAAUGGUACAAAAGAUGAUGGUACCACUCCAGCGACAAGCAAGAGAUCAGUUUGGUCCCAUUAUUUCUGAGAUUGUAUUUUGUAUUUUGUUUGCUUAUAGACAGUUUGAUAUAAGUACUUGAACAUGCUCCAAGUCAUAUUCAUGACUUCCAAAGUGGCAUAUGUGAAUUGCAGGAUUAGCAUGAACACAGGAUUAGUUCAAGUUUCUUGACUUGUGAAAUCAUACCAACCCCAAUGGUAUUACGCACUGAAGCCAUUGUCCAAUGUCUGAGCUCUGGGGGUCUAACCGAAACAGUAUCGGCUUACUCUAGGCCACUGAAAGUGGGCUGUUGAAGUCCUACACCCCUCAAAUCUGUUUUUAGCUCUGCUCCAAUUGGGUGGGGUGGAGUGGGG
Pangasianodon hypophthalmus (striped catfish) is the source of this 2368-nucleotide messenger RNA. RefSeq names its product fibroblast growth factor 4 (gene fgf4). The record is from RefSeq and is a predicted model, not a curated record. Gene Ontology annotation, cellular component: cytoplasm. The transcript has 3 exons. Lineage: Eukaryota; Metazoa; Chordata; Actinopteri; Siluriformes; Pangasiidae. Gene Ontology annotation, molecular function: growth factor activity; fibroblast growth factor receptor binding. Gene Ontology annotation, biological process: fibroblast growth factor receptor signaling pathway; positive regulation of cell population proliferation; cell differentiation. Bases 454 to 1011 code for a protein of 185 amino acids.